CCUUAUAUUCAGUUGGAAUCAGAACCGCACAGCAGUAAAUACUGAACUACUGAACCGCCAAGAUGACUGUCGAGUUCAAAAACAUGAGCUUCAAGUCAGGAAUGGAACUAAAAGUCACGGGGAGCCCUAACAGCAAUGCAGUCCGUUUUGUGAUCGAAGUGAGAGAAUCUGAUGAAAAUGUUGCGCUGCACUUUACCCCGACCUUCCCUGGUACCAUAAUCAUGAACUCCAGGAAGGAUGGAGUCUGGGGUGAGGAAGUGAGAUCUUCACACUUCCCUUACCAGCAUUUGCAGGAGUUUGCGGUGACCAUUGGCUUCACGGACACUGUAUUUUACAUUAAUCUGCAUGAUGGCCAUAUGUUGGAGUUCCCCAACCGUCUGAAAAAAUUGAGAUACGAUUUCAUUAAGAUUUAUGAUGAUGUCAAGGUCAAUGGCAUAGAUAUGAAAUAAAGACCAACCAGGAGGUGCUGGACAUCUCUUUCUGGCCCCUGAUUGGCUGCUCUGCUUCUGCUUCCUGGUGCCUUCCUACAGCUUUGUCCCUCCCAGAGAUCAGUGCACUUAAUCCAGUGCUUCUCUGAAACAUUUACUAGAGACCCUCUGACAUCUGUCAAAACUCACUGCGUAUGAUAAUCAUUUCAGCUUCAACAAUAAAUCUCUAUCAUGAGUUAA
Molecule: messenger RNA, 668 nt
Organism: Conger conger (European conger)
Lineage: Eukaryota; Metazoa; Chordata; Actinopteri; Anguilliformes; Congridae
Product: galectin-2-like
Exons: 4
Coding region: 63-449 (128 amino acids)
Molecular function (GO): carbohydrate binding; galactoside binding; laminin binding
Source: RefSeq, a predicted model, not a curated record